Molecule: messenger RNA, 3326 nt
Organism: Opisthorchis viverrini
Lineage: Eukaryota; Metazoa; Platyhelminthes; Trematoda; Opisthorchiida; Opisthorchiidae
Exons: 12
Biological process (GO): membrane repolarization during action potential; potassium ion transmembrane transport
Cellular component (GO): membrane
Molecular function (GO): inward rectifier potassium channel activity
Source: RefSeq, a predicted model, not a curated record
AUGCCAAUCAAAAGGGGCCAUGUUGCACCACAAAAUACGUAUAUCGUCACCCUAAUUCGGAGCUUUGAUCCUCAAAGCAACAAUUUCCUGGCGGCAAACGCGAUGUUUCCGACAAAGCCAAUUAUUUAUUGCAGCGAUGGUCUUUGCCACCUUUUGGGUUUCACGAAGGCGGAGCUUAUGCUAAAAUCGGCUGUCUUGACCAUCCUUCAUGGUGUGGAAACCACUACCACUUCCGUUGAGUCUUUGUGUACCGCCCUUCAAGAAACUAAUGAAACAGAAAUUCCCAUUCGCUUAUAUUCUAAAGCUGGUUGUCCAAUCCCUUGUAGGGUUGCUGUGACGCCCGUCAGAGAUGAGACCGGACAAUUACCACUGUAUAUACUCUUCUUUCGCCGUGAUGAAGGCGGGGCUCCAACUUUUGACACUUUUACCAAAAGGUCGAGCCUGCGUGCUCGUUUUCAGCUGAAGCCGUUCCGUUCCAACCGUGGUUCAAAGGAUCUCCCUAAAAGACCACGCAAUACUGGACCGGAGUGUAGGCUCUUUUCUUACUUUACACCUAUCACUUCGCAAGGUUCAUUGUUAGUGGAGAACUUGUCAGGCCACCAGGGACAAUACUGUGGCUCCUCUGGUUACCAAGCCGAUCCAGAAUCUAUCGAAGUGUCCGAUAAUCUGGCUGAUGUACCAUCCAGUUCAGUCGAAGGAAGUUCCACAGAUAGUUCCGGAGAAAAACCUGCUCCACAACACGAUGCGAAAUCAGGCGUUCUACGACAGGCUACAAAGCGCCCACUUUCUCUACUUACCUCACAUAAACCGAAGGCUCCGGACUCGAGAUCAGAGCAUGAUAUCUCUCCACGCCAGGCCACACAAACGGGAGACUGUUCACCAACAAGACGUCGACCAGCGACCUGGUAUCAUUCCCGAGCCGGCAGUGCAGACUCUCUGGUUAUAAACCACUCGUCGGGCGCUCAGAAACGCACUGGGGCUUAUGGAAAUUUGGCCGAAUCAGAAGCAUUGCGUCUGGUAUUAAGUAGUCAUCCUGAACCUACCAAGGCAUCUGUGACCGAAAAAUUUGCACAGUUUCUAUCCAUGGAUGAAGACUUGCACGUGGAACACCGGUUUCAAUCUCCCCAUAUGCAUAAGUUCACUCUGAAGCACUAUAGCAUGUUCAAAGCUAUCUGGGAUUGGAUAAUACUGGUUAUGAUCAUCUAUACAGCGAUAGCCACCCCGUUUGUAACAGUUUUUCUGACGAACAAGUACUCGAACAAGUAUUCACAAAUCACAUCGUCUCGAAUGAAUCAGACGACAGAAAAGACUGAUGCGGACAAUUUCCACCUGCUUGGAAUUGAAAUCCUGGUGGACAUUAUGUUCCUUGUGGAUAUUCUGAUCAAUUUCCGUACAACCUAUGUGAACAAAAACGACGAGGUUGUGUCCCAUCCCAGACGCAUUGCUACGCAUUAUUUGAAGGGUUGGUUCUUCGUUGAUUUGGUCGCGGCUAUACCAUUCGAUCUGGUAUUCAUCAAUCUCAAGGAUAAACCAACUCAGGUAACGACUCUGCUCAAAUCUGCACGUUUGCUGCGGCUUUUCGGAAUUGUGAGAAAGUUGGAUCGAUACUCGGAAUACGGGGCUUCCAUUCUCUUGUUGCUCACAGCACUUUUCGCGCUAAUUGCUCACUGGUUGGCUUGCAUAUGGUAUGCCAUUGGUAAAGAAGAGCAUCGAGGUGAGGGACCAAAAAUAGGAUGGCUUAACACACUGGCAAUGCAGACUGAGCAGCACUACACGGAAGAUCCAAGUUCUGGACCAGAUAUACAGACAAAGUACAUAACUGCUCUGUAUUUCACCUUUUCAAGUCUUACCUCAAUCGGCUUUGGAAAUGUCAGUCCCAAUACCAACGCGGAGAAGGUGUUCUCCAUCGUUGUCAUGCUUGUUGGAUCUCUCAUGUAUGCUAGCAUUUUUGGAAACGUUGGCGCCCUUAUCCAACGUUUGUACAGCGGAACCGCUCGCUAUCAUGCUCAGAUGCUUCGAAUCAAAGAAUUUAUCCGGUUUCACCAAAUUCCCAGCCCAUUGCGUCAACGUCUAGAGGAAUAUUCGACCCAGGUCUGGGAACACACCAACGGAAUCGACAUGACCAUGGUGCAGUACAGUUUUCCGGAGUCACUCCAAUCCGAUAUCUGUUUAUACGUAUAUCGGGAUUUCCUCGGUGGAUCUUCUGCAUUUAGGUCGCUAAACGAUGGCUGUCUUCGCAACAUAUCUCUGCGUAUUCGGGCAGCGCAUAUGCCUCCAAGCGACACACUCAUCCAUACCGGUGAUCUGUUGACUGCCGUUUAUUUCGUGGUCAAGGGCAGUCUGGAGGUCGUUACGACGGAUGAUUUGAUAUUAGGCGUUCUCAACCCAGGUGAUUUUUUCGGCGGAUUACCAACCUUGGUUGGGCGAAGUUCGAUAAAAGCCAAGCAUCACUGUCCGUACGGGUGUCAGCCAACUAUGUGUCAUUUCAGCUCACACCUACCGGCUCCUUUUGGAUCGGUAUCAUCAGUAACCGCCGUAGCUACACUCGGUAUGGCCCCACCCCCAAAGUCACGUUUCGCCGUGCGAGCUCUCACCUAUGCGGAUGUACAGUUUAUUGAUCGCCAUGAUUUGACUGACCUGUGUCACGUCUAUCCAGAAUUGGCGCAUCGCUUGUUAGAGCGAUUUGAACUUACUAUACCCUUGGUAUCACCUAAUUUGAACUUACCCCAACCUCUGAAAUCGGUGUCCCCUUGGUUCGGGUACAAGUCAAAUGUGGAAAGGUUUCUAAAAGCAAACUCGGUUUGGAACCCUGUGUCGAAAGAAAUCUUGCCUACCCUCGUCACUUUGAUAAACCAGCGCCGUAGGCCCAGUAUACCAGUGCACACUGAUGAUCUCUUCAAUUCUGCUCGACCCGCUUGGGAACUUGAACGACUCCAACGUCUAUUCGAUCAUGGAACUCUGUGUACAAACGCCACGGAAGAUUCUACAGCACCUGAUGCACAACCUACACUAUCCACUUUCAUGCGUUCACCAACCCGUCCGUUUCCUUCGGUAAAUGCCGCUGAAAUCACUCCCUCAGAUAAACGCUACCCGGCGAAUAUUUCCACGCGUCCCUUCCCGAUACCCCCUAUCGCGAGUUCGGUGCGGCCCCAUAGGAGUCGUUCACCUGCUUCCGAUCGCUCUCACUAUAUUAAUUCUCUGCCUACAUCAAUAGAAGAGGGAUCUCCUGACUUUGAACGACCACUGUCAGACAGCACUACAUCGGAUCGCUUAAGUGAUAUUCAGUUAGCCUGUCGUCUGUUGGAUAGAUUCUCCCGUGUUGAAAG